Molecule: messenger RNA, 366 nt
Organism: Rangifer tarandus platyrhynchus (Svalbard reindeer)
Lineage: Eukaryota; Metazoa; Chordata; Mammalia; Artiodactyla; Cervidae
Source: the annotation of a GenBank genome assembly
AUGAACGGAGUCACUGAGUUGCCCGCGGCCACCCCCGCAAGCGGCCCUUUAACACGCCGCUACCUGGCUUGCUCUGUGCACCCCCAGGCCACCGGCAAUUUCUGCAUGUGGCUCAGGGUCCCAGCUGGAGCCUCGGAACUCGGCACCCCCUGGGGCGGUACAGUUCGUCGCGAGCGCGCCCCUGCCUCCGUUGGGGGCCCGGUGGACCGGCGUGGACCUUGGGCUGCAGCAGAGCUGCCUCCGUCUUUUCCGCCCCAGGCAGGGUGGCUCAGGGCGCGAGGAGGAACGGGCCUCGGGACCUUACAGGACUCGCGUGCCCUCGUGCAAGGCUGGACCCCUGCCCUCACCCCUCCCCUUUCCCCGUAG